Messenger RNA from Bombyx mandarina (wild silkworm), 1466 nucleotides. RefSeq lists its product as uncharacterized. NCBI's taxonomy places the organism in Eukaryota, Metazoa, Arthropoda, Insecta, Lepidoptera, Bombycidae. The record is from RefSeq and is a predicted model, not a curated record.
GUAGCUGUGAGCCUCGAGCCAGCCGGUUGGUCCGUCAUGCCGCGUUAGCACUCCGAACGACAAACGAACGCGUUAAUCCUUUUACAACUGACAAGUGAUCAAAAAUGUUUAAAACGUGGAGUUUUUUUGUUUGCGCUCUGCUGCUCGCCAACGCAAGAGCACAGAACACGGAAGGGACUACUGGGGAUUUCUCUCCAGUUGUACGAGCAACAUGCAAGACCGGAGUUAUGUCAAUCAAGAUUAACUUCAACCAGCCUUUCUAUGGUGUAGCCCACGCUAGAGAAUAUAGGACCCCAUCAUGUAUGGCGCUCGGCAAUGGCACCGAAUCGCUAAACUUUGAUAUCAACUUGAUCGCUCCACAGGGAUCGCCUGAUCAUUGCGGCGUAUUCUGGAAUAACCGCACUGAUGAACGAUCGUUGCCUUUGGCGGUUCGGGUGCAUCGGACACUAGAGCUGGCCGACGACAAGUUUUACGUCAUAACCUGCGGAAAAGCUGGUUUUAAAAACUCUCGGAACGAAACUUCGCUUGUCUCACUACGAAUGCUCGAUGACCAAGGACGGAAAGUAUUGAACGUUGGCUUCGGAAUGCCUUACACGCUGAAAGCCGAAAUCAGUAAAUCUGAUGGAACGCAUGGAAUCAGAUUAAAGAAUUGUUUCGGAUUCAACAUGAAGAAUAAUACAGCGGAACUACUCGAUAAUAAAGGGUGCCCGAUAAAACAGAGUUCGGUAAUAGUAAGGUCUACAGGUGGAACGGCCGAGUUAGCGAUAGCAGCGAUGUUCCGGUUCCCGGACUCAUCUCAAGUUAACUUCCAAUGCGACAUCGCUAUUUGCAAAGGUAGCACUUGUGGAACUGUAGAAUGUGAUACCGAGGGCAGUGAAAGUCCAGGUGAUGAGGAAGGGACCGUGACGGCAUCCACGGGAGUGUUCGUUUUAGACCCCAACGACAACACAAUCGCAGCCAUGUCCUGUAUGGAGGGAAACGUGCGGCCACUGUGGCUAUUGUAUCUGGCCAUCGCGCUCGGAGUCAUGUUCCUCGUCAUGCUACUCAUCAAUUGCUUCCUUUGUACGGCUAUGACGUGUUCGUGUGCAAGGACAGAUGUAAUUGAGAAAGAUCCAUCCGUAGUAGAAGAUUAUGAUCCAUAUCGCAGUUGGCACGGUAGCCAGUACGGCAGCAGGUAUCCGUCUUCAACAAUUCACUCAACGAGGUCUGUAUCGGACAACAGUGAUCAUUAUGCUAUAGUGCAGUCAAGGCCGGGCAGCCGCCAUUCCGGCAUACAUCGAAACCGACACUAAAAGAGAUACAUAAUUGUAUUUCUGAUGGCUCGGAGUGAGAAAACUAAGGCAAGAAUUGAGACGACUAUCGGAUAUAUGGACCGUUUAUUUUGAAAGUGGUGUAAGUCCAUUUUCUUUUGUUUCGAGAAAAUUAAAGGUUACUAUAAUUUUGUUGAUUUAAAAAUACAGGCAAAU